Cannabis sativa is the source of this 1104-nucleotide messenger RNA. Its product is annotated as zinc finger protein CO3. Gene Ontology annotation, molecular function: protein binding. The transcript is spliced from 3 exons. Lineage: Eukaryota; Viridiplantae; Streptophyta; Magnoliopsida; Rosales; Cannabaceae. The record is from RefSeq and is a predicted model, not a curated record. Gene Ontology annotation, biological process: regulation of flower development. Gene Ontology annotation, cellular component: nucleus. Bases 92 to 901 code for a protein of 269 amino acids.
AAUAUUACAUAUAAACCCAAGCUCAGACUUUCAAAAACUUCACUCACUAACUCACUACUCAAACAAUAUACAAACUGGGCUAUCACGCGCCAUGUACGGGAACUACAGCAGCCCAAUAUACACACGCGCCGCCGAUAAUGGACAGAGCGAGUGGGGGUUUCAAUUUCAUCAUCAAGGGAUGGCGUACCAUCCCCAGCUGGAAGAUGUGCUGGAACAGCCCGUCAGCAAUAGUAGUACUGCUAGCAGCGGCUGCAGCAGCUACAGCUCGCCGAGCUCGCUGGGCUCGGCGGCAGCUCAUCAUCUUCAGCGGAGCGAGAGCAGUCAUUCCCUUCAGAAUAAGAAUAAUGGUGCCCACCGAGCUCUUUCCUCAGUCGCCGAGUUGUUGAUUGACUCGCAAACCAGCUCUGUUAGGAGAGUCUACAGCACUGGUGACUUGCAGAGAAUUAAGAUGAUGCAACAUAGUUAUCGAUAUUCAUCGAGUGAGAGCCCAAUAUCGAGUGAGAGUAAUGCAAUCAUAGAAGGGAUGAACAAAGCAUGUCGUUACAGUCCAGAAGAGAAAAAAGAGAGAAUUGAGAGGUAUAGAAGCAAGAGAAACCAGAGGAACUUCAACAAGAAAAUUAAGUAUGCAUGUAGGAAAACACUGGCAGAUAGUAGGCCACGCAUAAGGGGACGAUUUGCAAGAAAUGAAGAAAUAAUUGAAAGAAAUUGUGAUGAGAUAUUAGGUCAAGAUCAAGACGAUGAUCAGUACUAUUGGACCCAAAUCAAUAAUAAUAAUAAUAAUAAUUAUAAUAAUGGGAUUCAUGAAGAUCAGGAAGAUCAAUAUAAUAAUCAUGAUCAUGAUGAUGAUGAGAAUUGGAUUAACUUACUUGAUGCUUUCUCCUCAAAUUUCAUUCCUAAUUAAUAAGAAUAUAUAUUUGGUUUAUAUAUUAUUAUUAUUUCAUAUGUAACAUAUUAUAUAUAGCAGUACGUGUACGUACGUACGUAACAUGCAAUUAAGAGUUAAUUUCUAGUAAUAUUAAUAUUCAUGCUAUUAUUUUAAUUUGGGCUUGUAAUUGUAUGAUAUUAUAUAUGUAAUUUCUUUAAUUAAGCUAACUUGUUUAGCUU